GGCAUCUUGUCCUCCUGUGAGCCUGCAAGGAUGCGGCAGGGGACUGAGACCAUGGGGAGGUGCUAACUUCCUCUCCAACCCCCCAGCCGGGGAUCCGGGCUGGCAUACCCGGCCCCCUGGGCUAGUUUCCUGCCAAGCGCUUCCAAGAAGCCAAAGAAGCUUUGGAAGGCAUAAAAAGAAAAGACAAGGGUGCUGGAGAGGGGUACUGAUCACCAGAGCCGGUCCCUCCGCAAACCCACGAAGAAAGGAGGAAGGGGAUCAGAGGUUGGAGAGGGGACACGAAAACCCCAGUCUGGCGGACUGGCUCAGGAGCCUCCCUGAAGACCUGGGCGCUCUGCUUUAGCGCCAUCGUCCUCAAUGCCUCUCUGAAGAGCUUUUAGCAAGAGUGUGAGUGAAAGAGAGGAGAGCGCGCACCAGGGAGAGGAUCAAGGAAGAUGAGGAUUAUUUGCAGGCAGAUUGUCUUGUUGUUUUCUGUGUUUUGGGGACUCGCCAUGGGAGCCUUUCCAAGCAGCGUUCAAAUAGGUGGUCUCUUCAUCCGAAACACAGACCAGGAAUACACUGCUUUCAGAUUGGCAAUCUUUCUUCAUAACACCAGCCCCAAUGCCUCCGAAGCUCCUUUCAAUCUGGUACCUCAUGUGGAUAACAUCGAGACAGCCAACAGUUUUGCUGUGACGAAUGCCUUCUGUUCCCAGUAUUCUAGAGGAGUGUUUGCCAUUUUUGGACUCUAUGACAAGAGGUCAGUGCAUACCUUGACCUCAUUCUGCAGUGCCCUACACAUCUCUCUCAUCACACCCAGCUUCCCCACUGAAGGGGAGAGUCAGUUCGUGCUGCAACUAAGACCUUCAUUGAGAGGUGCACUCCUGAGCCUGCUGGAUCACUAUGAAUGGAAUUGUUUUGUCUUCCUGUAUGAUACAGACAGGGGAUAUUCAAUCCUUCAAGCUAUUAUGGAGAAAGCAGGACAGAAUGGAUGGCAUGUCAGUGCGAUAUGUGUGGAAAAUUUUAACGAUGUCAGCUACAGGCAACUGCUAGAAGAGCUUGACAGAAGACAAGAGAAGAAGUUUGUGAUAGACUGUGAGAUAGAGAGGCUUCAGAACAUUUUAGAACAAAUUGUGAGUGUUGGAAAACAUGUCAAAGGCUACCAUUAUAUCAUCGCAAAUUUGGGCUUCAAGGAUAUUUCUCUUGAGAGAUUUAUACAUGGUGGAGCAAAUGUCACAGGAUUCCAGUUGGUUGAUUUUAAUACACCCAUGGUAACCAAACUAAUGGAUCGGUGGAAGAAACUAGAUCAGAGGGAAUAUCCAGGAUCUGAAACACCUCCAAAGUACACCUCUGCUCUGACUUACGAUGGAGUUCUGGUGAUGGCUGAAACUUUCCGAAGUCUCAGAAGACAGAAAAUUGAUAUUUCAAGGAGGGGAAAUGCUGGGGAUUGUCUGGCAAACCCUGCUGCUCCCUGGGGCCAGGGAAUUGAUAUGGAGAGAACACUAAAACAGGUUCGAAUUCAAGGGCUGACUGGGAAUGUUCAAUUUGACCACUAUGGACGUCGAGUUAAUUAUACAAUGGAUGUAUUUGAACUAAAAAGCACAGGACCUCGAAAGGUUGGCUACUGGAAUGACAUGGAUAAGUUAGUCUUGAUUCAAGAUGUACCCACUCUCGGCAAUGACACAGCAGCUAUAGAGAACAGAACAGUGGUUGUAACCACAAUCAUGGAAUCCCCCUAUGUUAUGUACAAGAAAAAUCAUGAAAUGUUUGAAGGAAAUGACAAGUACGAAGGCUACUGUGUAGAUUUGGCAUCUGAAAUUGCAAAACAUAUCGGUAUCAAGUAUAAAAUUGCCAUUGUCCCUGAUGGAAAAUAUGGAGCGAGGGACGCAGACACUAAAAUCUGGAAUGGGAUGGUAGGAGAGCUUGUGUAUGGGAAAGCAGAGAUUGCUAUUGCACCUCUGACAAUCACUUUGGUGCGUGAGGAGGUCAUCGAUUUCUCUAAGCCUUUCAUGAGUUUAGGCAUCUCUAUCAUGAUCAAAAAGCCUCAGAAAUCUAAACCAGGAGUGUUCUCCUUCUUGGACCCUCUGGCCUAUGAGAUCUGGAUGUGCAUAGUGUUUGCAUACAUUGGUGUCAGUGUGGUCUUAUUCCUAGUCAGUAGGUUUAGCCCAUAUGAGUGGCACACGGAAGAGCCCGAGGAUGGAAAGGAAGGUCCCAGCGACCAGCCUCCCAAUGAGUUUGGCAUCUUUAACAGCCUCUGGUUUUCCCUGGGUGCCUUUAUGCAGCAAGGAUGUGACAUUUCACCCAGAUCCCUGUCAGGUCGAAUUGUUGGAGGCGUCUGGUGGUUCUUCACACUCAUCAUUAUAUCAUCUUACACUGCCAAUCUGGCUGCUUUCCUGACGGUGGAGAGGAUGGUCUCCCCCAUAGAAAGUGCAGAAGACCUGGCCAAACAAACAGAAAUUGCAUACGGAACCCUAGAUUCGGGAUCAACAAAAGAAUUCUUCCGAAGAUCAAAAAUAGCAGUGUAUGAAAAGAUGUGGACCUACAUGCGAUCAGCAGAGCCGUCUGUGUUCACUAGGACUACAGCUGAGGGCGUGGCUCGUGUCCGCAAGUCCAAGGGCAAAUUUGCCUUCCUCCUGGAGUCCACCAUGAAUGAAUACAUUGAGCAGCGCAAGCCCUGUGACACGAUGAAAGUGGGAGGAAACCUGGAUUCCAAAGGCUAUGGUGUAGCAACGCCCAAGGGUUCCUCAUUAAGAAAUGCUGUUAACCUCGCAGUUUUAAAACUGAAUGAACAAGGCCUCUUGGACAAAUUGAAAAACAAAUGGUGGUACGACAAAGGAGAAUGUGGCAGCGGGGGAGGUGACUCCAAGGACAAGACGAGUGCCUUGAGCCUGAGCAACGUAGCAGGCGUCUUCUACAUUCUGGUUGGCGGCUUGGGCUUGGCAAUGCUGGUGGCUUUGAUAGAGUUCUGUUACAAGUCCAGGGCAGAGGCGAAGAGAAUGAAGCUGACUUUUUCCGAAGCCAUAAGAAACAAAGCCAGGUUAUCCAUCACUGGGAGUGUGGGAGAAAACGGCCGUGUGCUGACCCCCGACUGCCCCAAGGCCGUACACACAGGAACUGCAAUUAGACAAAGCUCGGGAUUGGCUGUCAUUGCAUCGGACCUACCAUAAAAACCAAAAAAAUAAUUGAGUGCCUUAAUUAAACUGUGUUGGUGACUGAUGGAAAUGCAGCCCGGAGAGACGGGUCCAGCGUGGUUCCUGGUUUAACACAUCCUUUGACUGAGCAGGAAGGACGUUCUGAGUGUCGGACAGAACCAGUGCAUGAGUUCAGCACGGAAAUUCAGACUCGGGUUUUAUAUCAGGAAAACUCACAAUUUAGUUUUUUUGGGGGGAGUGGGGGUGUCUGGGAUGGUUGUAUUAACAGCAACGCAUUUCACUUGAGCGCACUAAUCAGACUGGCCAGUUAGAGCAUCAUACUGUGAAGUUCUUUCUCAGAAAGGCCUUGGUCACCACAGGAAGGGGUUCAACAGUCAAUAGAGGUCAAGGAACCUGCUAGCCUGUGUCUCCACAACACCCAUGUAGUCGAUGGAAUAAUCUGCAGCUGAGACAUGAGUCACUAAAACGUGAUAAGAAAAUAAUAAACAUGUAAAUCCUGUGGGGAAAAAAAACAACAAAAUUUAAAGAAAGUAUUUACAGUUACUUUGGAAAUAAAACAAUACUGAAACAUGCUUGCUUUUUAACUGAAGUAAAUCCAGUAGAGGACAACACAAUCUUUUUUCUAACCAUCUUAGGGAACAAUACAUUGCAAUAAUUGAUAUAAAUGUCAUCACUGUAACAAACUUUAGAGACUUUUUUAAUGUAAAAGUUGUUGGUCACCAUGUUUCCCGUAACCUUCACUCUGUCACACUGUUGGUUCAUAGAUUGUGUUUGUCUGUCAGGAACAAAAAGAAAAUAGGUGAAGAAAAUGUUGACAUGAAGUCAUUCAUCGGCAAUGUAGAAUUAGAAAAAGACUACAGGUCACUCAUCAUUAUAAUUUAAAAUCCUGUUCUGUGUACAAAAUUGUGGUUUUUGUACCUGCCCAAAAGAAUAAAACAACAUUUUUUCUUACAGUAUAUAUCUACAGAACUUAAAUUUUUCCCUAUAAUCAUACAAGUUAUUUGAGAAACUCGAAGACUGCAUGAGGGAUGUAAAAGUCAAAGAACAGACCAUAUAAACAAAUGUAGGCUGUCUUUAUUAUUUCUGCAUAGUAUGCUUUCCUUCUUUUACAGAUAUUGGCCUCAGUUGUUAAUAGAUUACAUUUUCAGAGAUGGAGUCUUCGAGUGUGGGAAUGGACAGCUGUUUUGAAACCAACACACCUGUGUGGAAAUUUUACUUGACUCUUUUGCUGCAUUGACUUUAGUGUCUCUUGGACUUUUACCCUCAUUCCUAUACUUCCAUUUGAGUUCUUUGGAGGCACUGAAAACUGUUUGGGGUAGAACACAACUGGAAAACUCAAUCCUUAUUUUUACCCCAAAAUUAUGAACAAAAUUAAACCAUAUUUAUUUUUAAGAAAACAAAAUAUUUAUGGUUCAAAAAGUCUGUUUCAUUUCAAAUGAUGAAUGAGUUCAAUGAUAUAGAUAAAAAUCACCGACUGAGGGAUAUUUGCCGAAAGCACAAGUUAGAAUAAUUCCUGAAGUGUGGCCUUGAAGGAUGAGUUGAGUUUUCACAGGUGGAGGUAUGGUAAAGAGCCUAUGGGAGAGCAGACACAAAGCCACUCUUUGGGCAGGCCUGUGGACAGGGCUUGUGCAACAAGGAGGCCGGGAGAGAGCACAGGCUGUGACACCAUGGGAGCUCUGGCAGAAAUAUGAAGGACUGGUUUUCUUCCCUUUAACCCUUACAAUCCCCUUUCAAUAUCUGUGUGUCACAACUAUGUAAUCCUUAUAACACAUGUAUACACUGUCCCUCAAGAAAGGCUACUUCUCUGUUAUUGAGCAAAUGGUUCCUUUUCAAAUCUGAGCCCUCCCUGAUGUCUUUUUCUCUUACUCCCACCAUCUUCUCAGCCAGCAAAUGGACUCGCACAGCACACAGAAUAUUGCAUCUACCAUUUCUUUGGUCUGUAGCUCUUUUCUGUCUUUACCUUGACUGUCACUCAUCCUUCAGCACCCAAAUUGAAUUUUAUUUGCACUGGGAAUAUUUCCAUGAUUAUCCACCAGCCCUGCCUAUGAUGCUGACUUACAUGCCAUUCUUAAUGUUUCUUACCCAUUACGGCACUCACCAUACUGCAUUGUAAUUGCCUGUGUACUUGUCUAUAAACUACUAGACUGUCAGCUCCUUGAGGGCAGGGACUGUGUCUAUCUUGUUCACAUUUGUAUCCCCAGCACCCAGCACAGU
This is a messenger RNA of Alexandromys fortis (reed vole), 5342 nucleotides long. RefSeq names its product glutamate ionotropic receptor AMPA type subunit 4 (gene Gria4). The coding region runs from base 435 to 3143 and encodes 902 amino acids. Gene Ontology annotation, cellular component: plasma membrane; postsynaptic density membrane; dendritic spine. The record is from RefSeq and is a predicted model, not a curated record. Gene Ontology annotation, biological process: monoatomic ion transport; synaptic transmission, glutamatergic; modulation of chemical synaptic transmission. The transcript has 17 exons. Gene Ontology annotation, molecular function: AMPA glutamate receptor activity; transmitter-gated monoatomic ion channel activity involved in regulation of postsynaptic membrane potential. NCBI's taxonomy places the organism in Eukaryota, Metazoa, Chordata, Mammalia, Rodentia, Cricetidae.